UUCGACCGCAUUACCCGGAUGCUAUUUUUGUAACAUCGUAUGAUGUCCGCGUGGCGAUUUUGACUGGCUUACUCGUCGGCUCGAGGGGAAAGCAUGCCUUCAAGACACGUCUUUUAAAGUGAAUCUCUUUGUUUAACAGUAUGUACUAUUUCUGUAAGGGUCAAGAUUCUAUAUAACUUGUACUCCACCCCACAAACGUAUUCGGCGUUUUCCUGGAUCAAGACUGAGGACGACAGCACUGAAAAGGAUCACAUUGAUCUGCAGUAAUGGCAACUCCUGUGCGUGUACAAAGUGAAAAAGUUAGGUAUAUGAAAGAACACAUCGAAGCAAAAUAUGAAUAUCAAACAACACGUGUUGAAAGAGAACUUGAUGGCAGCUUGGUUGCUAUACCAGAAACUACCACCUACACCUUUCAGACACAUCGAAAGGUACCUAAACUGGGUGUGAUGCUGGUUGGAUGGGGUGGAAACAAUGGGUCAACAGUUACAGCCACAGUGCUGGCUAACAAGUUAGGUAUGACCUGGAAAACUAAGGAAGGUACACAGUCUGCCAACUACUACGGCUCCAUAACACAUGCUGCAACUGUAUGUUUGGGCACAAGCUGUGAAGGAGAGGUGUAUGUGCCCUUAAGGGAUAUUCUGCCAAUGGUCCAUGCCAAUGACAUUGUCUUUGAUGGAUGGGACAUUUCUUCAAUGAACCUGGCUGAUGCCAUGGAACGGGCACGUGUGCUAGACUAUGGGCUCCAGCAACAGUUGCGUCCUUAUAUGGAAUGUCUUAAGCCACGUCAAUCCAUUUACUUUCCGGACUUUAUAGCAGCCAAUCAGGAGGAGCGAGCAGACAAUGUUCUCACAGGCACCAAGCAGGAACUGCUCGAUAAGAUCCGUUCCGAUAUACGUAAUUUUAAAAACAGCAGUGGAGUUGAAAAGGUUAUUGUGUUAUGGACAGCCAACACAGAGAGAUUUUGCGAUGUCCGACCUGGCUUGAAUGACACGGCAGCCAACCUCCUUGACAGCAUAAAGCGUGGAGAGGAAGAAGUGUCGCAAUCUACCCUUUUUGCUGUUGCAAGCAUCCUGGAGGGAGUUACAUAUAUCAAUGGUUCUCCACAGAAUACUUUUGUGCCUGGCUGCGUGGAAUUAGCAGGGCAAAGAAAUGUAUUCAUAGCAGGCGAUGACUUCAAGUCUGGACAGACAAAGUUUAAGUCAGUACUAACUGACUUCCUAGUUGGUGCAGGUAUUAAACCCACUUCCAUUGUCAGCUACAAUCACCUAGGCAACAAUGAUGGUAUGAACCUGUCUGCUCCACAGACCUUCAGAUCUAAAGAGAUCUCAAAGUCGAACGUGGUUGAUGACAUGGUGGAGUCCAAUGCCUUGCUGUACAAGAAAGGAGAGAAGCCAGAUCAUUGUGUAGUCAUCAAAUAUGUGCCCUACGUUGGUGACUCUAAACGUGCCAUGGACGAGUAUACCUCAGAGAUCAUGAUGGGUGGCCGCAAUACCAUCGUGGUGCACAACACGUGUGAGGAUUCUCUACUGGCCUCACCCCUCAUCCUUGAUCUUGUCAUCUUGGCUGAACUAUGUGAACGCAUCAAGUUCAAAGUUGGCAAUGAAGUCGAGUUCCACAGCUUUAACUCAGUAUUGUCUAUUUUGUCUUACAUGCUCAAAGCACCUCUUGUUCCUGCUGGAACCCCUAUAGUAAAUGCCCUCUUUCGGCAGCGGGCCUGUAUUGAGAAUGUUCUCCGAGCUUGUAUCGGGCUUGCUCCCAUUAAUCACAUGUUGCUGGAGUACAAAGCUGAAAAAAUUUUAGAGAACUUGCGGCAACGAUAUGUGCGAGAAGACACCAAGAAAAACCAAAAGGUUGAAGAAACUGUAGACAUCCCUGAUAUUAAAAUUGAAUCUUCAAAGUUUGCUCAUUUGAAUGGAAUAUGUCUAAACAAACAUGUACCUAAUGGUGCUAGCUGCAAGGGCAUGAAUGGUGUUGUGAAUGGACUAAAUAAUGGAUGUUGUGCAGUUAAUGGACACUGAAACUUGUUCUUCCCACUACCCCAAUUUUUUCACAACCUACUAUAUAACGUGAACCUUGACAGAAAUAAAAAUGAAAUCUACCGUUAAUUUUAGUCAUAGCUAGCAUGAUUGUUGUGGGAAAUGAUACUAAAGGCAGCUUACUAAGAAAUACAUAAUACGCCAAAAGCUUCGUAAUUACAGGCCUCCUGUCUGGCACUACAUGAUGCAAAGUAAGCUACUUUUGGUUUUCUGCUGUCACAUGCAAGUGUUUCUUUUCAGUUCUGGUCUUUUUAGUUAUUAAACAGUGUAUUUUCAGUAGCAGGUAGUUCUGUUAACCUCUCAUAUCUCAUUUCCUAAAACAACAUGUAGUUAUCAGCUUGACAGAUUUAACUUAACUGUUUCAGCAGAACAAUGUAGUCGGACCACACAGCUUUUGUCAUCUGUGAGUAAAACUCUAAAAAUAAGUCCAGAGAUGGUUCCUCUGGCUUUAUCAGUUUGUUGAUGACAGAUUUACACGUUUGAGGACUAAGUAUUGUGGCAACUGCAUGAACAUAAAUGCAGCAGUGGCUGCAGGGUUUAUGUAAUUUUUUUUUUUUGGGGGGGGGGGGGAUCAGUAUCAUUCCAGUGUCAGACUGACACCUUUGGCAUUUUUUGUACUGACAUUUAGCAGGUCCCUGUUCUUGAUACAGUUGCCAUGCCCUGAUCUUAGUAACAUAUACUGUCUGAAGGCAACCUCCCCUUCCUUUUAUUUUUAACACAUUUUGUGCUUAUUGUAAGGACAUAAUUAAACUACGCUGACAUUGAUAGAAAUCUCAGAAGAUUUUAAGUCCUGUAAAAAAAAGUAGUAAUUUUAUUUAUGCUUGUUGCUAAGUGCUCAAAUUCUGUGUUCAACUUUUGUAAGGGCUUAAGAUGCCAUAGAAUAUGCUUAUUUUUCUCACUACCAUGUGUAUAGCAAGGUAGCAUUGAACCAUUAUAAAUUAUGCAUUAUUCAGGCUGGUGGCUGACAAGUGUUAGCUUCUAAAAGCCUCUAAAUCAAAUUGGGUCUUUUUUUGUCUUUGUUUUCUAGAGAAACAAAUUAACCAUGACAAAAGUUAUCAUAUUCUUGCAAUCAUUGUAAGAUUCAUGCCAUCAUGUACCUUUGGAGAAAGAAGGCUUAAAGAUUUUUAAAAAAUUUGAAGUUGAUUUAAGGAAUUGUGAAGAUUUAAGUAUGAACGGCUGUGCUCCAAACUUAACUUUUGUCCAUUACCUUUUUUGUGUUGAGAACAAAUAUUUUACUCACAGUUCUUCUGUAAUAAAGAUUGCAACUCCUUUUCAUUUGAGGCUAUACUACAGAAAUAGGUUCAUCAAUGGAAACAAUAAGUUUUUUAGAUUUAACCUUUUUUCACUUUUGUAUUAACAUUUUAUCCCAUUUUUAUAUACUAAUGAAACACUAAGGCUGAUAUUAUAAUGAAGCUGUGGCUCACGUAAAAAUGUUUUUGCAUUUUUUG
This is a messenger RNA of Pomacea canaliculata, 3484 nucleotides long. Its product is annotated as inositol-3-phosphate synthase-like. Lineage: Eukaryota; Metazoa; Mollusca; Gastropoda; Architaenioglossa; Ampullariidae. Gene Ontology annotation, molecular function: inositol-3-phosphate synthase activity. Gene Ontology annotation, biological process: inositol biosynthetic process; phospholipid biosynthetic process. The transcript is spliced from 7 exons. Bases 267 to 2018 code for a protein of 583 amino acids. The record is from RefSeq and is a predicted model, not a curated record. Gene Ontology annotation, cellular component: cytoplasm.